Messenger RNA from Oryza sativa Japonica Group (Japanese rice), 898 nucleotides. RefSeq lists its product as uncharacterized. The record is from RefSeq and is a predicted model, not a curated record. Lineage: Eukaryota; Viridiplantae; Streptophyta; Magnoliopsida; Poales; Poaceae.
UGAUGCUAAAGUACUACUCCGCGAAGCGAAGCAUUCCAGAAACAAACUGUCUAAGUCGAAGUGUCGAACACCCACCGAGCGAGCGAGCGAGAGCGACAUGGCGGCGGAGGCGUGGAGAUCGCGGUUCCGGGAGCGUGUGGUGGAGGCGGCGGAGCGCUGGGAGAGCGUGGGCGAGAGCCUCGCCACGGCGCUGACGCACCUGAAGUCGCCGAUGCACGCGGGCGACGAGGAGGAGGCGGCCGCCGCGCGCACCAGGAUCCAGCUCGCGAUGGGAGAGCUCGUGGACGCGUCCAGAAAUCUCGCCUCCGCGAUGUCCCUCAUGAAGGUGGCCGAGCUCCUCGCGCUCCACGGCGGCAGCGUCAACCCGUCGACGCAUCUGGGCGAGAUCAGCCUCCUUGGCGACCAGUACCUCGCGGAGCGGAACGCUGGAAUCAAGCUCCUUGAAGCCGGCAAGGACGCCCGAAAAGCGUACAUCAGUGUUGACGGGUGCCGCGGCAACCUGGAUGCGAUCCUCCUCCUGCUGGACCAUCCUCGUGUCCCUUGCGUCGACGACUUCAUCGAGGAGGAGCUCUUCGUCGCCGGCGAUAACCUCCAGGGCGCGAUCGGGAAUGCGAAGUUGGGCACCGAGAGGGCCGUCGGCGCCCGGCAGGAUGUAUCCGGCGCCAACUGAUUCCGUCGAGACUUCAUAUGCUGGAUUCCUCGUUGGUCUGUCGAUCUCUUUCUCGUGUUUGCCAUUCCACCUGUUCCUGCUUUAUGACCUGUUCGUGACGUCUGAUCGAUGAAUUCUGAAACAUUGGUUGAACAUAUUGGUUGAUUUUGUGCAGUUGUGCUACCUCUAUAUCGAUCCUCACCUGGAUUCUGUGGAUUUUUUUAUAAUGAAGUAGUGUUUUCUCAGAUA